Messenger RNA from Sitodiplosis mosellana (orange wheat blossom midge), 5816 nucleotides. RefSeq names its product PDZ domain-containing protein 8 (gene Pdzd8). Gene Ontology annotation, molecular function: lipid binding; protein binding. Lineage: Eukaryota; Metazoa; Arthropoda; Insecta; Diptera; Cecidomyiidae. The transcript has 10 exons. Gene Ontology annotation, biological process: mitochondrial calcium ion homeostasis. The record is from RefSeq and is a predicted model, not a curated record. The coding region runs from base 2155 to 5187 and encodes 1010 amino acids. Gene Ontology annotation, cellular component: mitochondria-associated endoplasmic reticulum membrane contact site.
ACUCGCAAUUGGAAUCGCAUUCAAUGGCCAACCAAUUCAGAUUUAAUUAAGUGAAAGUUUUGACUCACGACAAACUCUUAUCGCUAUUUGCGAUUCGCAAAACAUGCGAUAGAAUGAUAAAUUCUUUCCCUCCAACUUGAACUGGAUAUAAAAAAAAUAUUUUAUCACAAAAAAUAUCAUUUGAAUUGCUCAUAGCAUGUAGAUAAAAAAUAUUUCUAGUUCCUCACUUGAUCAUGAAACAGUCGUUCAAACGAAACAUUCGUUCUUGUGUAAAAUUCAUUUUCAGCUUUCGUGAACACAGUAAAUUUGCUGAUUGGCAAUGAAUUUUCCAUUGUGACUUCACUGCAUUGAUAUUUAAAUAUUCUCAACGGGAAGGUUCAUAUAUAUUAUUUACCCAAUAAUAGCAUCUGUUUUCCAAAUAUCUGCAAUGUCGUUCAUAAUUUUCUCUUACAUUUUUGCGUUGCGCCAAAUUCCGUUAUUCCGAAGAAUCGGGAAAAAUACAGCCGCAAUUUAUAUACACAAAGGGGUUUCGCAUGCGAACAAUUAAAAAUAGAUCCAGAUGCGAUGCUGCACAUUGAGGCCAACACAAAACUGUCCAAAGUCCUUUCACUUUGUGUGUUUUGUCGUUUAAAAGAAUUAUCCUCUCUGCACAUUUAGACGAUCUAAACAUUUUCGGCGCAAAACGAGAAAGUCGUAUACUUUUCAGCCACGUGAUAAGUGUUUUUGUGUAAGAAAAACUUUAUAAAAUUCCGUAGCUGAGUUUAUCUUUCCGCACCACACGAGCACAUAAACGUUCGCAACACGCACUGACCCCUUGACGUCGUUUAGUUCAACGAUUUUUGUUGAGCAUCUUGAAUUUUUUACUUUUUUUUAUCUCGUCAAGUCCGAAGAACUCUUACUGUGUAUCCUCUUCACAUUCGACGCAAAUCCUGAACUAUUAAACUAAACUAUGCGCUAGCGGCAAAAUGUUCAUCUAAAAAUACGCGCUCGAACAAAAAAAAAGCAUUUUCAAAACAGUUCACGUACGAGAACAAUGUUGGAAAACGCACAAAGGCGUCGCGCCAAGUGCUUCAAGUGACACAAUAAAACAACUUAUGCCAGUAAUUGGAUAUUUACAAAUGUUCGGCGACUUUGUCAUACCAUAAAAUAUCAAGCGACCAACGGUAAUGAGACGCAAGAUGCGAAAGUGCCGCAAUCUGUGCAAGCAUUACAUGUACCCAUAAUUAUUUCAUACACAAGUUUGUGUUUGAAUAAACAUUUCCAUUUCUCAUUCGUAAACAGAAUUGAGGCGCACAUAUGUAGGGUAAUUUGAAUCGCAAGGAGAAUGCGGAGAAAAAAACCAUUGUUAAAUGCUUCAUUCAAAGCUCAUUCCCCUUCAAAUCAUAUAGUGACUUAAAGUCUGCAUUUUACGUGCACACACCGAACAUAAACAUCAUUGCAAACGUUGAAAAAGCAGUCUGUCCAAAGAGUAAUAUAAUAUUGACACUUGAAUGAACGAAAGAAAAAAGGAGACGCGUGCGCAUUGAGUGCCCUAUUGAUUUUUCUCUCCAGUUUCAUAUCAAUGCAACCCCUACCGCUGGCAAACAAGAGAGAGAGAGAGAGAGAGAGAGUGAGAGAGAGCACAAGAGAAACAAUCACCGACAAGAUUGCAAGCAAAAUUACCGUAUCGAAUCAUAACAUCAUCUAGCGAAGUGACAGUCAGUCGGAGUUCAGAUUCAUACAACUAACAUUGGUGUAAUAGCGUUCAAUGACAGACAAAAAUCACUUUUAGUUUGUGAUUUAUGCUCAUAAAUAUUGUUUGUACGUUGUGCUGUUGAAAAUCUGUUUUAAAGUACAAUCCAAAUUUUGUUAUCAAUAUUUAUUUGCUGGUUGCACUAUUCAAAAUGGAGAUAACAAAUCAGAUAAAGCUGAAACCCACGUCAUUUUAAAUUUUUGCAGCACAAGAAUUGGCAAAUUUGUGGCGCUUCUUGUGUUUGUGCAACUUUCGAUUUGUGGCAAUCAGUUUUGCGGUCGGAUUAACUGCUAAUGAGGCUGCUUCCACUUGACUCAUCGCCAUUGACUACGUCGCAUCCUUUGAGCGUGUGAUUUUCGUCAAUUUCAAUCGCAGAUUUCUACACCAUAAGCCAAUUUUCUCUUCUCAUUUCGGCCAGCGUAAUGGAUUUGACGAGCAUUUUUUUAUUUUGCUUGAUCUCAUUGGUCAUUGGAGCUGUUCUUAUGAUCCUCGUGCAAUACUACAUUUUCAUCAAAUAUUUUAAUCAGCCGGACGAUGACCCAAAUGCCCAGCAACGAAAUCGGUCACUGAACGAGAGAUACCAGUUGCCAGACGCAAUUUUGGGUAGUAUUCAUUCGCCCGAACUGGAAAAUCGUAAUCCAACCAUUGCAUUCAAUUUAAUAUUUCAAUUCCUGUUCUUUGAACUUCGAAAUGCGAAUCGAGUUCGUAAAUGGUUCCAUCGUAAAUUGUCACUCGAAUUGGACGAACUUAUUACUAAAACUACGACUGGCAAAUUGUUUGAAAAACUUUCCAUUCGUGACUUGGACUUGGGCGCACAAUUUCCGGAAAUCCGAAAUAUUAAAGUACUAAAUGCAGACUUGCACGACACCGAAGGCCAUCUGGAAAACGUUGAACUUUUACUCGAUUUAGACUAUCGCGGCAACUUCCAUUUGUCAAUUGACGCGGAUAUGGUGCUCGGCAAAAAGGGUUUUCUAUCCAUUAAAGUGAACCAUGUGUCUGGAUUGGCUCGGUUGCAUUUUACAAGGAAACCGUAUACACAUUGGUCGCUUUGUUUUAUGGGUGACCCUGUCAUUGAACUUGACAUCAAGACUGAGUUUCAAGGGCGUCUAAUGUCUCAAUCGAACGUGACUAGUUUAAUUUCCAAUCAAAUUCGAAAGGCCAUUCGUCGCAAGCACACAUUGCCUAAUUAUAAACUGCGAUACAAACCAUUCUUCAAUGCAACUCUGGACGACGAUAUUGAUCUAUCUGAAAUUCAAUUUGAUGGUACGCUAGAUGUAAAUGUGGCCGAACUAACAAGAAUAUCGCUGCCCUGUCACGUGAAUCAAGUAUAUUGCACAUUAAUCAUGGCAACCAUUCCAUUUGUGACCGCUUCACAAUACGACGAUCGAAAUGUUCUCUGCACAUUCGACAUUGAAAUUCAUAAGGCCAAGAAUCAGCAGAUCGGAAUCAUUUUCAAACAAAUCGAACAAACCGUUCUGAUUGAUGCAAUCAUUCCGAAUACACCGGCAAUGAAGGCACAACUGUGCAAAGGUGAUAUGCUCGUUUCAAUUGAAGGCAAAAAGAUAAACAAUAUCAAUCAAAUCACAAAAAUUGUGAAGAGUUUGAAUCGGCCGGUGUUUAUUCUGCGAAUCGAACGAAUCGUGGCCGGAGUAAUAAAAAGUGAUAUGAACUCAUUUGCGGUCGGUGAUACGGACGAAGAGUCGUACGAAGUGAUCAAUGAUAUUAACAUUAGCUUCUCUAAAACGGCAGACACAGUGCAAAUAUCGAAAAAUGUGCGCCAAAGCUCCAUUGAUAGAUUAUCAACAGACUCCAGUCGAUCUAAUACGCCCACCAAUUCACCGAUAAAGAGCAAAGAGGAUAUUGCGACUAAAUUGCGUUACAGGGGCAUCAAUCGUAGCAAUGCCGACACAAAAACAUCGGAUGACACCGUGAAGUGUUCGACUCCAAUUAAAGUAAAUCCAAAAGCGAAAAGUGACACUGUCGGCGAUAGGGACGGCAGUGAACCGGAAACAUCGGAAGGAAAUGAAAAUGAUUUCGAAAUGCAUUCGACAAUUGAGUGUGCAGUGAAUAGUUUCAUUAGCAUGAACGAUUUAUGUCAAUUCAAACUAAGCCAAAAAUCACAAUACCUAAAUUUAAAUGUUCUGGGACGGUGCAAUGAUGAAACCAUUCUACUUGGAUAUUUAAAUAUUCCCAUUCAAAAUGUUCUCUACGAAUGCAGCGAUUCAACGUUGGCCCAUUUCAUCAAACAAUACAAAUUAAACCCACCCGAAAUACCUGAUUUGAUGAGCCAUCCACUUUCAUCGCUGUCCGGGUUCGAUCCGAAUCUCUGUUUCGGCGAUGUUUUGAUAUCGUUCUCUUGGACUGGUGCCGCGAAUACUGAUUCAAUUAAGAAAACCAAACCCAUGAAAUUAUCCUCAAGUGCCGAAAAACUGACGACGGAGGAAAAAGUUGAUGCGAGUGUUUCACGUCAGCAUAAUUUUGAGCGAAAGCAUUUCCAAUCCACAACGCAGUGUGAUUUUUGUGGCCGUAAAAUUUGGCUGAAAGACGGUGUUCAGUGUCGUGAUUGCCUAAUGAAUUGCCACAAAAAGUGCAUAACGAAGUGUCAGCAAUCAACAAUCUGCGGCCCAGUCGAUGCAUCGGCUGCAUUGCAGCAAAGCUCUUUGCACGCCUCAUCGGUGGAGUUCAAAGUGACCGAUGCGGAUGGCGAAGGUGAAAUCGAUGAUUUUGAAGAGAUCGAAGAGCCAAAGCUAAAGUUAGACCAGCAUCGGCAAAGCUUCAGCGAAAUGAUAUCACAAGGAAUCAAACGUGUGAAUUCAGCCAACAAUUUAGCAAUACCAGCGAUUGUAUCGUCUCUGAAUCAAGGUACACGCAGUUUACCGCCAAGCCCACAGCACACUCCACGAAAACAAUCUCUUGUUAAUCAAAGCACAAAUCCUUUUGUGGUCGUCAUACAGAAAUUGGACCAACUACCGAACCACAUAAACGAUAUAACACGUGAACAAAUCGUUUCGCUAACUGAACCGCUGAUCGGCGGUUGGGGCGGUCCAGAUGAAAUGAUGGCCUUGGCCAAAACGGCAAGCCGAACAUUGUUCGUUGAAUUGGAACCGAACGAACGUGUUCAAGUGAUAAACAAUCUCUUAUCGAAACUAAAAUUAGCAUUGGACAGUGAAACGAAAGCGCACGCUAAUUUAGUGUCGUGUGAAGCGACCGCUUUGAUAUCUGAUAACAAAAAUGUUGGAGCUGGCAAUGCAAGUAGCACACUAACCACCGAUUACCGCAGCAGACGUAGCAGCAGUGCUGAAUCGACACCUAGGAAAAUGAAAGAAAGUGAACAUGAAUUGGCUGGUAAAGCGUUUUUGGUUGGACAAUCCGAAGAGCGUGUACAAGCAUUGAGUGUGAUUAUGCUGCAUCUUUGCACUGGUUUGCAAUAUGCCCAAGGUGUUGCCAAUCAAUAACAUUCCAGCGAAUUGCAAUAAUUUUAUAGAAAUGUGUUGUGAUGUUUUACAUAUAUGCGCCAGUUAUUAUGCCGCAAGAGAUAAUAAGAUUUUGUGGCAAAGCCCAUCAAAACGAUCAAUUUUAAAGAGGAAGAGAGAGAGAGAGGUAUCGAUAUAUUCGGUAGAUUUUGUAGGUGCUUGUAGAGAUAAUAAUAAAAUGGCUCUAAAUAUAUAAAUGAAUGUUAUUCAUUCGGUUUUGGGAUUCGAUUUUUUUUUCUAUAUGAAAUACACAUUAUUCAAUCCAGUAUUAUAUCUAUCGAAAUUGAAACGUAAUUAGGAAAUGGAAUUAGAUGAAAGUGCUUCGUAAAUGGCGAAAAGUAAAGGUCUAAAUAAUAGAAUAUAUAUAUAUAAAUUAGCAGGCUGCUAAUAGCAACUAUUCAAUUUGGUUGAUGUGAUUGUAAAGACGCACCUUUGGGUUUUUUUAAAGUAUGUUUUUAUUGUUUUCAUUCUCAAACGAGUUUAAAUACGAGGUUUAUAUUUUAUUGUACAAGUACAACGCACGUUUUGCACAUUAUUUUUUAUUUUAUUUGUGAAAAAAAAGAAGAUAACAUUUAAUAAAACUUCCAAUUUAUGAAAUUUCACUCCAAAAA